Molecule: messenger RNA, 3951 nt
Organism: Osmerus eperlanus (European smelt)
Lineage: Eukaryota; Metazoa; Chordata; Actinopteri; Osmeriformes; Osmeridae
Product: voltage-dependent calcium channel subunit alpha-2/delta-2-like
Exons: 38
Coding region: 281-3583 (1100 amino acids)
Cellular component (GO): voltage-gated calcium channel complex
Molecular function (GO): voltage-gated calcium channel activity
Source: RefSeq, a predicted model, not a curated record
UGAGUUGACAACCCAUAGGAUACUGAUCAGACUGUUGAAAUAGUGGGCGAGUGAGGCAGCGCGAGAGAGCAAUCGAGCAACUGCGGUAUCUAGUAACGCCGCUGCAUCAAUGCAAGUGCAGUCCAUUGAGAGUCCAUGAAAUCGUUUUGUUUUAACGUCGACAUGACCAGUGGAACGUAAUAACAGAAGCAACUGAGCGUUGCAACCUGACAAGACUUGAUCGCAUCGUGAACUGUUUAUUCACAUAUUGAAAUCCCGUUCCUGAGAUUUUUAAUGGAAAAUGGCGAUAGGCAUACAGUCUUGCAGCAUCGUCUGCUCGGUAUCUUUCCAGAUUAUCUUGAUAUUCAAUGCACCGUGGCCUGGAGCGCAGGGUCUCACAUUCCCUCAGCAAUACACGAUAAUGCACUGGGCCAGGCGUAUCGAACAGGAGAUUGACAGAGUCUUCCAGCACAUCAGUGGAGCCCAGCAGCUGAAGUCGAUCUACAAUGAGAAAAUAAGGCAGUUCAGCCUGGUGAAGAAUUCACCCCGAGAAAUUGUGGAGAAGGUGGCCUCAGAUAUAGAGAAGCUGCUGACCAAGAAGAGGGAAGCUCUUGAUAAGCUGGCAAGAGAAGCAGAGCGCCUUCAGAGGGAGCAUCCAUGGCAGGAUAGCAAGGAAUGGGACAUGAAGUAUUAUGACUCAAAGGCAGAGUUGGAUUAUUAUUCCUUACAGGAUGGUGAAGGGGAACCCAAAAAUCCCUAUCACCGAAAGUUGGAGUUUGUAUAUGACCCCUACUUCAAAAACAAUGUUAACUACUCUAGCACAGCAGUUCAGAUCCCCACAGACAUUUACAAAGGAGCUCCAGUGAUCCUGAAUGAGCUGAACUGGACUCAGGCAUUAGAAAAGGUGUUCAUUGAGAACAGUAGAGAGGAUCCCUCACUUCUCUGGCAAGCGUUUGGGAGUGCUACUGGAGUGACCCGUUACUACCCAGCCACACCUUGGAGAGCUCCUGAUAAGAUUGACCUAUAUGAUGUUAGGCGGAGACCCUGGUACAUCCAGGGGGCGUCAUCACCUAAAGACAUGGUUAUCCUUGUGGAUGUGAGUGGCAGUGUGAGUGGACUUACUCUGAAGCUCAUAAAGGCAUCAGUUAUGGAGAUGAUGGACACCUUGUCUGAUGAUGACUAUGUCAAUGUUGCCAGGUUUAAUGAGAAGGCAGAAGCUGUGGUCCCUUGCUUCACACACUUGGUUCAGGCCAAUGUCCGGAAUAAGAAGAUCUUCAAAGAGGCAGUGCAGCAAAUGCAAGCUAAAGGCACCACAGACUACAAGUCUGGCUUUCAUUUUGCCUUCCAUCAGCUUUUAAAUAAGACUAAUGUUCCAAGAGCCAACUGCAACAAAAUAAUCAUGCUGUUUACUGAUGGUGGGGAGGACAGAGCUCAGGAUAUCUUUGAGCAGUAUAACAGGCCAAACAGGACGGUACGAGUGUUCACAUUCUCUGUGGGGCAACACAACUAUGAUGUCACACCCUUGCAGUGGAUUGCCUGUGCCAAUAAAGGUUACUAUUUUGAGAUCCGCUCCAUCUGUGCCAUAAGGAUUAACACCCAGGAAUACCUGGACGUGUUGGGCCGCCCUAUGGUUCUGGCAGGCAGCGUUGCUAAGCAAGUUCAAUGGACAAAUGUCUAUCAAGAUGCAUUGGGUCUGGGGCUCGUUGUGACUGGGACUAUGCCUGUAUUUAAUCUGACGGUGGAAGGCAACUCACAGAAUCAACUCAUAUUAGGAGUCAUGGGAGUGGAUGUACAUCUGGAUGAAAUAAAGAGGCUAACACCGCGAUACAAUCUUGGAGCAAAUGGAUAUAUUUUUGCUAUUGAUCCAAAUGGAUACCUUCUUCUGCACCCCAACCUUCACCAAAAGCUUGUGGAUCUCCCAGAGCCUGUAACACUUGACUUCCUGGAUGCAGAGGUGGAGGACAGCAGCAAACAGGAGAUCCGUAGACAAAUGAUUGAUGGAAGGCCUGGUGAAACCCAGAUAAAGACGCUCAUCAAAUCCAUGGAUGAGCAAUAUAUUGAUGAAGCAUUUCGAACUUACACUUGGACACCAAUUAAUGGCACAGAUUACAGCCUGGGUUUAGUACUGCCUACCUACAGUGAAUACUUCAUCCAGGCAGACUUGAGUGAUGUGAUGCUGCAGCUUAAGUAUCUACAAUCACUGCUGCCCAGCUCCUUUGAAGAAGGAGGUCAUGUGUUUCUGGCUCCCAGAGAAUACUGCAAGCGCCUGCAUAUCUCUGACAACAACACACAGUUUCUGGAGAACUUUGUGUCCCUCAUGGUAGAGAUUACCCUGGAGUCUGAAGAUUGUGAUCAAGGCCUCAUCCACAACCUGAUCUUGGAUUCUGGAAUCAUGUGGCAGCUUGCAUCCAGAGUGUGGAAGAACAAGGAUCUAAAUUCGUAUGGCUUCCUGGCUUUAUUUGCUGCAACAGAUGGGGGAAUUACUCGGGUUUUUCCAAACAGUGCUGCUGAGUCAUGGGAUGAGGACCCGGAGCCCUUCAAUUCCAACUAUUAUCGCCGCAGCCUGGACAACAAGGGAUACAUGUUUAGACCACCUCUUAGAGCCUCAAUGGAGGAGGCAGCAAGCUCAGAGAAUGGCUCUUUAGGGAUUCUGGUCAGCUCCUCAGUGGAAGUUCAUUUUGGAGUCAAGAUUCUGAAACCAGCAGUGGUGGGAGUGAAACUGGACUUUGAAGCUUGGGUAGAUAAGUUUAAGAUCUUGGCAAGCAAUGUUUCAGACAGUCGCCAGGGCUCACACAAGUGUGGUCCUUCCAGAAGCUGUGAGAUGGACUGUGAAGCUAACACUGAUGACCUUCUGUGUUAUCUGAUUGACGAUGGUGGGUUCCUGGUCAUGUCUAAUCAGAGGGAUCACUGGAAAAAGGUGGGCCUUUUCUUUGGUGAAGUGGACCCCUUCCUGAUGCACGCCUUGUACAACAACUCCAUCUACGCCCGACGCCAGUCCUUCCAAUACCAGUCAGCCUGUGAGCCUGUCAGCAGCAGCCACACAGGCGCUGCACCGAGGGGCAUUUUUGUGCCCUCAAUUGCAGACAUCCUGAGUCUGGCCUGGUGGAGUUCAGCAAUGGCAUGGUCUUUAAUGCAGCAGCUACUCUAUGGAUUGGCUUACAACAGUUGGCUUUACUCAGGCGAUAUUCUGGCUGAAGGGUUCGAUAUCAGGGAAAGCAGCUGUGUUACCAUCCAAAGUCAGUUUUACUUCACCAAUACUACCAACUCAUACAAUGUGCUGCAAGAUUGCGGAAACUGCUCCAGGUUGUUCCACGCUAAGAGAAUAGACAACACCAACCUGCUUUUUGUAGUGGCUGAAACAUUGCCCUGCAGCUCCUGUGAGAUAGAGAAACUGACCCAGAGCAGGACAGAAUUUCAAGAGGAGAACCCCUGUGAGGUUUUGAGCUCUGCACGUUAUCGUAAAGGACCGCCUAACUGCUUUGACUACAGUGCUGGGGAGAACACUACUGAGUGUGGGCGAGGCCAUUCCCUUCAGACUUCCGUUAGAAUCCUAAUUUCUGUUCAGUUGAUCCUGGUUCUCCUUUGUCUCGUACACCUGGGUUAGAUCCAAGUCAAGGUCAUAUUCCUGCCAUUUCCGUAACUUUUUUUCAUGUUACACAUACUGUAAUCACCUCAGGUCAUUUUUGACCUCUGCCAAAACAAUAGGUAUGGUGUCUUCCACAAAUGAAAAUGUAUGUGCAUCCUUCCUUUCUACCUUGCCAUUCUGCCAUCUUAAACCUCGAGAUUUUUAUGACAGAGGGAUUAACUUUAAUUAUGCAUAUCUCUGAAAAACACUCAAUUAGUUUACUUUAAUGCUUCCACAAAAGCUUGGUAGGAUUGACGUGCUUCCAAAAGCCAAGAAGGCUCUGAGAGAUCAAAACUUUGAUAAGAAUAGUUAGUCAGUUGUCGAAUACACAUUUUGGUCUCUUUAAA